This is a messenger RNA of Caenorhabditis auriculariae, 1244 nucleotides long. NCBI's taxonomy places the organism in Eukaryota, Metazoa, Nematoda, Chromadorea, Rhabditida, Rhabditidae. The record is from the annotation of a GenBank genome assembly.
AUGAAAAAAUUAUCCAAAGCUUCUCCUAGCAGCUCUUCCUCUGUCCAAUCAAGUAGGAUUCCAAAUUCUCAAGUUCAUAAUUUUUUAUAUUUUUCAGAAUGCGUUUCCUUCUCCUGACGUCUCUUUUCGUUUCAACAGUCGCUUUCUCGGUCCUGAAGCUCGAAGUCGGGCAAGAAGAUCAGGAAGUUCCUCGUCGGCGGACUCACGCUCCACCUUGCUCUGCUGACAGCAAAGACGCUUCUCCUGAAGACCUCCAUCGACGUAGAACUCACGCUCCUUGUCGUUCUACAACUUCUAGAGCUGCCUCACCGACUACAGAGGCUCCAGAAGCCUCUAGCUCUUUUCCGUCGGAAGUUGAACUUCACCGUCGUCGAACUCGAAAGCCUCAUCCGACUGGAAACCCUCAAACCUCGACUUCAGGUGCAGAAAAUGAGAUUGAACGUCAUCGCCGCAGAACUCACGCUCCACCUUGUGCUUCUGGUAAUGCUGAGGUCAAUGUACAGGAGCUUCAUCGACGUCGAACUCGCGCUCCAUGUGUUCCUACGACUACUAGCGCUUCAACUUCAACUACAGAGACUUCAGAAAGUUCCAGCUCUUCUCCGUCGGAAGUUGAGCUUCACCGUCGCCAAACUCGGAAGCCUCAUCCGACUGGAAACCCUCAAACUUCGACUUCAGGUGCAGAAUAUGAGAUUGAACGUCAUCGCCGCAGAACUCACGCUCCACCUUGUGCUUCUGGUAAUGCUGAGGUCAAUGUACAGGAACUUCAUCGACGUCGAACUCAUGCUCCUUGUCUGUCCACAACUUCUAGAGCUGCCUUACCGACUACAGAGGCUCCAGAAGCUUCCACUUCAUCAGAAGUUGGGACUUCGGAAAGUUCCAUCUCUUCUCCGUCGGAAGUUGAGCUUCACAGUCGCCAAACUCGGAAGCCUCAUCCGACUGGAAACCCUCAAACUUCGACUGUAGACUCAGAAAAUAAAGUCGAGCUUCAACACCGCAGAGCACGCACUCCACUUUGCGCUUCUGAUAACGCCGGAAUUUCUUCCGAUGCUCAGGCCAAUGCAAAGGAGCUUCAUCGACGUCGAACUCAUGCUCCUUGCUUUCCUACGACUACUAGCGCUGCCUCUUCACCUACAGAGACUCCAGAAAUUCCCAGUUCUUCUCCUUCUGAGGUUGAGCUUCACCGUCGUCGAACCCGGAAGCCUCAUACGACGAUGCGUCCUGAAACAUCCUCCGCAGCAGAGUGA